Molecule: messenger RNA, 2418 nt
Organism: Lachancea meyersii CBS 8951
Lineage: Eukaryota; Fungi; Ascomycota; Saccharomycetes; Saccharomycetales; Saccharomycetaceae
Source: the annotation of a GenBank genome assembly
AUGGUUGCUACACGAUCUACACGCUCUUCAAGACCCAAUUACCGGGAAAAACAAGAAUCCGAUCUUAAAGCGGACGUGUGGGACUCUGAUUCUUCUUCGGACUCUGAUGACGAACCUGUGUGGCUGAAGGACGGGUCCCUAAGCGACGGUCAAGACGUGAAUUUGAGUUCUGACGAGGAAGAAGAAGAUGGGGAGCUCAACGACUUGAUAGACGCAAAUGUAGCCAGACUGAAAGACUCAAAGGACCGCGAAAAAAGCGGAGAACCCGAAAGUGUGGACGACGCUACCAUUUCGCUAAAGCUAAACAAGUUACAGGAAUUCGUACAGCAAAGUCAGGUCUACUCUGGAAUUAUCGCAGAGACGCUUCUAAAUAACUCUCAAAAACGCCCCGAGGCGGACGGCGAGGCACCCACCAAGAAGCGCAAAACGAUCACCGAUUUUUUCGGCAAAAAGGACUCCAAGCAGCUGCUUUCGAACGUCGAACAGCAGUUCACACACCAGCAGCCCUCUUUGCUGCGCGGUUGUCAGCUCAAGUCGUACCAGUUGGAGGGUGUGAAUUGGCUAAUCACACUAUAUGAGAACGGGUUGAACGGUAUACUUGCAGACGAGAUGGGUCUGGGCAAAACUCUGCAAAGCAUUGCACUUCUUGCAUUUAUUACGGAGAUGGACACUAAGGGACCCUUUCUAAUAGCUGCUCCGCUGAGCACAGUAGACACUUGGAUAGGCGAAUUUGCCAGGUUCGCACCGGACAUCGACGUAUUGAAACACUACGAUACACAAGGCCAACAGAAGCGGGCCUCUAAAAUCAAAAGCUUCUUCAAGCGCACCAAGGGCGAGGGCGUGGUGAUCACAUCAUAUGAGAUGAUUAUUCGCGAUAUAGAUCUGAUCCUGUCGUACCAUUGGAAAUUUUUGAUCGUUGACGAAGGCCAUCGUAUCAAGAACAUCAAUUGCAAGCUAAUUCAAGAACUCAAAAGAAUUAACACGUCAAACCGUUUACUACUUACCGGAACGCCUCUGCAAAACAACUUAGCGGAGCUAUGGUCCCUGCUCAAUUUCAUUUUGCCAGACAUAUUUGCAGACUUCGAGAUAUUCCACAAAUGGUUUGACUUUGGUGACAUCGAACUCCAGAGCUCAUCGCAAGGUCUCAAUAAACUGAUCAACGAAGAACUCGAGAAAAACCUCAUAUCGAAUUUGCACACUAUUUUGAAGCCGUUUUUACUGAGAAGGUUGAAAAGCGUUGUACUCGCUAACACAUUACCUCCCAAGCGAGAGUAUCUCAUAAAUUGUCAACUUACACCUCUUCAGCGAAAGUUUUAUAAGGGCGCUCUGAAUAACAAGUUGAAGCAGACUGUCUUCAAACGGGCAAUCAAGGAUUUUUUUACCUUGAACCAGGAUCACAUUGGGCAGGUCAGCAACAAGACCAUUCGCAAGUUUAUGGAGUGGAAAGCGAGUGACAGGGAAAUAGAUAUUGAAGACAAACUAUUGUUGCAAAUGGAACAGCUUUAUCGGGAGCAUAUACACCGAGCUCUUCUGAACAAGAGCCUUUUGAAUUCCAUGGUUCAACUGCGACAAGUAGUUGACUCCACGCUUUUGUUCUUCUUCCCGUUCAUCGAUCCGUCACAGCUGACGCUUGAUCUGCUACUCGAAACGUCCGGCAAACUGCAGAUGCUGCAACAACUAGUGCCUCCUCUAAUUCAAAAAAAGCACAAGGUACUGAUUUUCACACAGUUCGUUACAAUGCUAGAUCUACUCGAGGACUGGUGUGAACUCAAUAGCAUUUCAGCCUGCCGUAUUGAUGGCUCGAUGGACAACGAGACUCGCCAGGGUCAAAUUGACCAGUUCAAUGCUUCCAAAGGAAGCUACGACGCUUUUUUAAUUUCCACCCGGGCUGGCGGUCUGGGUAUCAACCUUACGGCAGCUGAUUCAGUCGUGCUGUUCGACAGUGAUUGGAAUCCACAGGUCGACCUGCAAGCAAUGGACAGGACACAUCGUAUCGGACAAACUAAGCCUGUGGUGAUAUACCGGUUCUGCUGCGACAAUACCGUGGAGCACGUUAUUCUGACCCGAGCCGCCAGCAAGCGUCGUCUCGAGAAGAUGGUGAUCCAGAUGGGCAAAUUCAGCAAUCUCAAACGUUUGGCUGGAAACGAGCAGUCUUUCAUCAGUGGUAUGAGCGGCACCGGGGGCCGUGGACAGCGGCAUCAGGUCUCGUCUAAUAAAGAGCUCAUGAACGAGCUCUCGCAGCUUCUUUUGAGCGGAGAAUCAAGUAUUGGGUUUUCGAGAGGACUUGAUGACGGCAAGCUCACCACUGCAGAACUAAAUGAACUUCUCGACCGCUCUCCGAAAUCUUUCAAGUCGGAGAGGGCUGAAGCCCAAUGGCCACACAUAAGACUCUUUGAAACGACUAAUAGUGAGCAAUAG